Molecule: messenger RNA, 2957 nt
Organism: Trichomycterus rosablanca
Lineage: Eukaryota; Metazoa; Chordata; Actinopteri; Siluriformes; Trichomycteridae
Gene: prpf4
Product: pre-mRNA splicing tri-snRNP complex factor PRPF4
Exons: 14
Coding region: 270-1793 (507 amino acids)
Biological process (GO): mRNA splicing, via spliceosome
Cellular component (GO): U4/U6 x U5 tri-snRNP complex
Molecular function (GO): U6 snRNA binding; U4 snRNA binding; protein binding
Source: RefSeq, a predicted model, not a curated record
UGGAGCAAUUACCUUUUUUUGAAAAAUUUAUUAAAACAGUUUAAUUAAAACACAUUUUAACGUAAGUUUUUAUUUAAAAAAACAAAACAAGGUGCUUUGGUUAAAAUCAGAACGGUUUGUAUUGUAAUAUUCACGUGCAGCUGCUUUAGAGCUGCUUAGGCUUUCGAACUUUUCAGGCUGAAGUUUGUCGUGUUUCGUCCAGGUUCUCGUUCUGCUGCCUUUCUUUAACGGUUUGUGUUGACUGAAGUAGAGAAAUAGCGUUUUAAAAGAUGUCGGAUGAGGAUGAAGUCCCAUUGGUAAAAAAGGCUCGGAUAUUUUAUGGAAGCAUUGAAGAAAAAGAAAAGGAGCGUCUCAGUCGAGAGGGCGCCACCGCGUCUGGAAAAGAUGCAAUUAAAGCUGGAAUCGAGGCUGGCAAUAUUAACAUCUCCAGUGGUGAGUCCCUGGAAAUAGAGGAGCAUGUGAGUGAGCGGCAGGCUGAGGUACUGGCUGAAUUUGAGCGUAGAAAAAGAGCCCGACAAAUCACAGUCUCUACUGAUGACACUGAAGUCAAAGCUUGCUUGCGUAGUCUUGGAGAACCAAUUACACUGUUUGGAGAGGGCCCAGCAGAAAGACGAGAGAGGUUGAGAAAUAUUUUGUCAGUAGUGGGCCCUGAUGCUCUUAAGAAAUCCAAAAGAGAUGAUGAAAAAGCAAAACGUUCCCAAGAAGAAUCUCAGCAGACAUGGUAUCAUGAAGGCCCAGAGACUCUGAAGGAGGCACGUCUUUGGUUGGCCAAAUUUUCACUGCCCAGGGCUGUAAAGAGAUUAGAUGCUGCACAUGAACAAAAAAGAAUUCCAGAAUCAACACGUACUGUGCGACAACAAGAACUUCACAAGACUCUUAGGAAUCUGAAUAACUUUUGCAGUCAAAUUGGAGACGAUCGUCCAAUAUCCUACUGCCAGUUUAGCCCUAACUCCAAAUUAUUAGUUACUGCGUCAUGGAGCGGUUUGUGCAAACUCUGGAAUGUUCCAGACUGUAGUCUUGUCCGCACAUUAAGAGGUCACAACACCAGUGUUGGAGCUAUAACGUUUCAUCCACAAGCCACACUCACACUUCAAGAAUCAGAUGUCAACAUGGCCUCCUGUGCUGCAGAUGGAUCUGUUAAGCUUUGGAGUUUGGACAGUGAUGAGCCUGUGGCAGACAUUGAGGGACACUCUAUGAGAGUGUCUCGUGUAGCAUGGCACCCAUCUGGGCGUUUUCUGGGUACAACUUGUUAUGAUAACUCAUGGCGUCUAUGGGAUCUUGAGGUCCAGGAGGAGAUUCUUCAUCAGGAAGGCCACAGUAAAGGUGUUCAUGACUUGCACUUCCAUCCUGAUGGCUCUUUAGCUGGAACUGGUGGCCUGGAUUCUUUUGGUCGCAUAUGGGAUCUGAGGACUGGUCGCUGUGUCAUGUUUCUCGAGGGCCAUCUUAAAGAAGUCUAUGGAAUUAACUUCUCCCCAAAUGGUUUUCAUGUGGCAACGGGAAGUGGAGACAACACAUGUAAAGUAUGGGACCUGCGAAAGAGGAAGUGUAUAUACACCAUCCCUGCUCACCAAAACCUGCUGUCCUCUGUCAAGUUCCAACCUACAGAUGGCAAUUUCUUGUUGACCGGUGCAUAUGACAAUAUGGCUAAAGUGUGGACUCACCCUGGAUGGUCUCCUCUAAAGACUCUGGCAGGGCAUGAGGGCAAAGUUAUGGGGCUGGAUCUGUCACUAGAUGGACAGCUCAUUGCAACCUGCUCCUAUGACCGCACCUUCAAACUCUGGAUGUCUGACUAAGAAACUUUCAAUUGUUCAUUUGUGCUUCCGUGUUGGAUAAUAGUUUUUGGCCUUUUUUGUGUUUGUUAAAAUAUUCAGGAACUUGAAACGGCAACUUUUAUAGUAUUUUUUUUUGUCAUUUUUUUAAAAGCAUUUUUUGUGUAAUGUGUCUUUUGCUUUGUAAUUAAUCAUACUGUUCAUCAUAUCAUAGUUAAUCAUAAUCAGCUGUUCAUUCUGGAGUCUUUAUUAGCAACACAGAUUUUGAUACAUUAAACAUAAACGACUAGUGUAAUUUUAUUAAAUGUUUUCUUAUUUUAAGCUUUAAUUUCCUCCUUCAUUUUAGCACAUGAUUGCAUAUUGCAAUUAAUACCUUUUGCAAUUGGUGAUCAAAUGCCAUUAUGGUAUAUUUUUGUGGCUUUAACACCACCAGCAACAGAGCAGACAUUGUCUACAGCAUGGGCUUCUGUGUAUUCGGCGCUCUGCCAGUGCUACGUUGGGCCAGGUUGAAGGAGGCUGAUCUGGGAUUGGCAGCUUAACAAAUGAGGACUUGGUGUCCAGUGAAGGUUUGUUAGGGUUGCUUCGCUGGUUCUCCACCUCUGCUUUGACACCCAGAAAUGCAGCCAAGUCGAGGUCCAGUCCAAUGGCGCCUCCUCGAGGCAAGGGAGUAUUCUGUCUGCACUGUGGACAAGGGAUCCACAACUGAGGUGAACAAAAGACAAAAGAAAUUAAACACCUGAAAAGUUUAAAAACAUUUUCAAAUGUUAAGAAAGUGUUAACUGAUUUUAGUUUUCAGUUCAUUGCAUUUUUGUGUUAAUUCUGCAACUGCUUUAAUCGGCCUUCCUUUAAUAGGCCUUCCUUUAAUAGGAUGUCAGAGAUGAUAUCAGAGCCUAAAGUAAAUAUGCAGUGAUUAAUCACACAAUCAUUAACCAAAAAUUCUAGAAAUAUAUAUCACAAAAUGAGCCAAUCAAAGAAAUAGUUGUUUUAAAAUGUAAGUCAAAAGGACACACAGGCAGGUUAAAUGAAGAUUUAAAAUGGCCCUAGGUAUGUGUGCGUAUGUGUUUGCCCUGUGAUGGUGGCGACCUGUCCAGGAUGUUUCCUUUUGCCCAGUAAAUUGUACCCACUGCAACCCUGAUCAGGAUAAGGCGGUGGUAAAACAGACAAUGAAUAAACAAAUGAAUUUCUUUA